CGGCGGCGGCGGCCCGACCCCGGCCCAGCCUCGUCCCGCCCGCCCGCCCGCCUGGCCCCGUUCCCGGCCCCCACUCGCCCGCCCGGCGCGCCGUGGCCCCGCCCCGGCACCUCCCGAGGGAGCGGCGCCGCCGGCCGAGCGCAGGCCCGGCCAUGACCGACUUCAAAUUGGGCAUCGUGCGGCUCGGCCGGGUGGCCGGAAAGGAGCCGGCCGGCCGUGCAGCUGAACCAGCCACGGACCUUACCCUGGAUGGGAACCCUGUUCCCAUCACCAGCGGCCGAAGCUUCUGGUGGGAGAGAGGAGCAGAGGCAGUCAGAUGAAGACCAAGUAUACACUGAUAGACGAGCAAGACAUCCCGCUGGUGGAGGGCUACUCGUUUGAGGCCCGGAUGGAAGUAGACGCAGAUGGAAAUGGUGCUAAGAUAUUUGCAUACGCCUUUGACAAAAACCGAGGAAGGGGAUCAGGAAGGCUCCUUCAUGAGCUGCUGUGGGAGCGGCACAGGGGAGGCAUUGCCCCUGGGUUUCAGGUGGUGCAUCUCAACGCAGUCACUGUGGACAAUCGCCUGGACAACCUGCAGCUGGUGCCCUGGGGCUGGCGGCCCAGAGCCGAGGAGACCUCCAGCAAGCAGAGGGAGCAAAGCUUAUACUGGCUGGCCAUUCAGCAGCUGCCCACCGACCCCAUAGAGGAGCAGUUCCCGGUCCUGAACGUGACGCGGUACUACAACGCCAACGGGGACGUAGUGGAGGAGGAGGAGACGUCCUGCACCUACUACGAGUGCCACUACCCUCCCUGCACGAUGAUCGAGAAGCAGCUCCGGGAGUUCAACAUCUGCGGACGCUGCCAGGUGGCGCGCUACUGUGGCUCUCAGUGCCAGCAGAAGGACUGGCCGGCCCACAAGAAGCACUGCCGCGAGAAGCGGCGCCCCUUCCCGCACGAGCUGGAGCCCGAGCGAUGACGCGGCGGCCGCGCGGUUCCCGGCUCCCCGGCGGCGGCGGGCGGCCCGGGGUCGCCUGCACUGGCUCCUGCCCCCGCCCGGCAGCCAGAGGCUCCCCCGGAGCAGAGACAGCUGGGAGGGCCUGCCGGACGCUUCUCAUUAUUUAUAUGUUAAUAUGUUUGUAAACUCAUGUACAGUUUUUUGGGGGGGAGGUGACGGGAGGGUUCAGAAGUACAAAUCGGGUCGUUUGCUGUAACGCUCACUGGGCGGCCAGGCUGAGGCGGGCGGGGGGCAGCAGGCACAGUAAAGUGGGGCCGCCCACA
Molecule: messenger RNA, 1257 nt
Organism: Cervus elaphus (red deer)
Lineage: Eukaryota; Metazoa; Chordata; Mammalia; Artiodactyla; Cervidae
Gene: ZMYND19
Product: zinc finger MYND-type containing 19
Exons: 7
Coding region: 317-955 (212 amino acids)
Source: RefSeq, a predicted model, not a curated record